Molecule: messenger RNA, 2673 nt
Organism: Lentinula edodes (shiitake mushroom)
Lineage: Eukaryota; Fungi; Basidiomycota; Agaricomycetes; Agaricales; Omphalotaceae
Product: heterokaryon incompatibility protein Het-C-domain-containing protein
Exons: 15
Coding region: 1-2673 (890 amino acids)
Source: RefSeq, a predicted model, not a curated record
AUGCCAAACGCUUCGAACCUACUGCUCUUGACUGCGAUAUUCUGUCUACUACCCUCAAAUGUCCGUGCAUUUGGAGCGGGAGACAUUCCUGAUUUUGCAUAUCUGAACGAUAAAGCUUUCCGUCAUGGAGACAUCGAGAACAUCCUUGAGCAGGUUCUGAAGAAUGCAGCUCUCGCUGCAGGCGGAACAGGUCUGUUCGGAUUUGCAAAACAAGCAUUUCAGAAUGUUAGCGGCGGAUCCAAAUUUGACAAAGGAGAUAUCAAAAAGGUGUACUUUGGAAACUGGCUCCGGGAUUACUCGCAAGCUAUGGACAUUGCGGGGUUAAGUAAACUGACCGCUGAAACCUUGGUGCUGGUUGUUUCUGUACUUGGGUUCAUGACAUUCGGUUUCGCUACUGAGGAGUUUGAGGUUACUGCCGACCGAUUAGGCGUGUAUCUGCCAGUCGAAGGGGAUGCUCGAAGCUUUCAUCCCAAGCUUCGCCCGCCUGUCGAUCCUCGUGAGCUCGAGAUUGAUCCUCGAAAUGGCAUGAAAAACUACAUGGCAACCGAGGACCAGGGUUGGGAUUCAUCGACUGCUCACAUACGUCGCACAUUCCGUGCUUGUAUUGAACACGGACGACGCGCUGGCGGUCGCGAAGGCUCCGAUCUCUGGGAAGCAUAUCGUUUCCUAGGUACAGGAUUACACACCAUGGAGGAUCUUUUAGCACAUAGCAAUUGGUGCGAAAUAAGCUUGAGGAAGAUGGGCUACUCCGAAGUGUUUUGUCAUGUCGGCGAAAAUACCGAUAUUGACACUCCUAAUGGUCGAGCCCCUCCUCUUGUUACAGGCACCUUUGGGAGUGCCGAUUUUUUGCACUCGCUUCUCGGUGAAGCAACUGAUCAUUUGAGUCAAGCCAGUGUCACAUCGCUUGCGCAGAAGAUGACGGAUGCUUCCAAUGAGUCCAAUGCUUCCGGAAACAUCGAAAACCUCAGAAAGAUAUUCUCUAAACUCCCAAUGAGGGGCAGCGACGAGAAAAUGAACGAAGCGGAGGAGUUGCAACAAGAGUCGAAAGCUUACAACUUUAAUCCAGAUGAUAUUGCCCCUCCAGAUGUGCAGAAGCGACUUCUGGAGAUGCUUGCAUGGAGAGACGGUGUUUUUAGGUGGAUCACAGCAAAGAUCGAAAUGAUACCUGGGUUGUCGUCACUAAUCGACGAGCUAAUGAACGCACUGAAUGCUUACGUGUAUACUGUGAUCGCUCCUUGGCUUACGCCUAUUCUCACCCAGGCUACGAGCGUUCUGGGAGAGGGAAGUAAAGCUGUCAUCGAUACCGAUGAUCAGUAUGAGGUCUUUGACAACCCCGAUGCCUCGGAUCCUUCCCAUAGUUUAUUAUCCAAGGAUCACUUUGGUCUAAUCCUCAAUGAGCCCGCUGGAAAAGUGGCACAGAUCGUUGUUGUUUAUAGCACUGAACUCAUCGUUAAAGCCUGGGCCGACAACAGCGAUCCUGACGAAGUGGUUGACCAAAUCCUUAAAGCCUUUCAUCAUCCUUAUUUUGCAGAUAGUUAUUCUUCUAUCCAGCACAAAAUGUUUGAAGAGAUGGAACGUUGGAUUGGAGAAUUGAGCCCCGACGAAACUUCACAGACGAUUCAGGCACUGUCCAAAGAUAGUGUAAGGAACGGCAAGAAUAAACGACUUACGGAGGAGAGUGAGGAUGUCGAGGCUGGAUACGGAACGUCAAGUACUUCUCAGUCCUAUACAGAGACAUCUAGUUACAUGCAAGGGGGAAGGCCUGACACAAGUUACGGCGGAGAAGAGAGCUACGGGGGCCAGUAUCAACAGCAAUCGCAAUAUAAUAUCGGAUAUGAUACCGACUCGCGUGGCUCGAGUCACGAAUACGACUCGAGAGAUAACAUCCAGCAGUAUCCCGAUGUCGACAAUAAACAAGGAACAUACGGGCGAGAGGAUGCCUAUGAUUUAGGACGCAGCCAGUACUCUAGCUCCAUCGGCUAUGCUGGUAGUCAGCACUAUGAAGGUUAUGAUCCGAAUCGAAGCAGGCGAAAUCCGCACGGCUCUGGCCUAGGGUUCUCCAAUUAUGGUCGACCAACGGGGAGUUCCUAUGGCUAUAACCGUGAACAACAGGAUCCGUAUGGUUCAGAUGAAUAUCGCUCACUUCACAGGCAUGGAUCAAGCGGAUACGGAGAAGAUAGUCGUGAACCUCGUCGAUCUCAGUAUGGAGAACUGGAGGACUCCUACAACUCUCAAAGUCUUGAGCAGUCCACCCAUCAUCGCGAUGAAACGUAUGGGAACAAGCAAUCUGAACGCAGUCCAAACCGUACAGAACACAAGCCUCCAACUCACCACGGACAUCGCCAUAACUAUGAGCGAGAUGAGCACGAAAAUGAUGAUUCUUACCGAAACGAGGGUUACCAAUCAUUCGAGCAACGUGGUGACUACGGGUCUGGCGCUCUCGAUGACCGUCGUUUCGAUGAAGGGUAUGGUCGGGGCGAAGAUUUCAGGGAAGAAGAAUUUGGGGGAAGGGAGGUCAGACGCGAGAGCGGCAAUAGAGAAAUUCGGCAUGGUGGACAACACGGAAGUCAUAGGUUGAAUCGUGGAUACGAAGGUGGUUAUGGCGAACAAGAGAACGAAACUUUUGGAGUGGAAAGGUUGAACAUCGAUAAUGAAUAUGGUUUUAGACGUUGA